AUGACAGGAGCUGUUUGUCGAUUGGAAGAACUUUGCGACACUGCGCAUGAACAUGGUGUUUUGAAAUUUGUUGUUGAAGUUUAUGCUGUUGGACUAUAUGGUGAACAUGGUGCUGUUAUUAGUGAACGCGAUCACCAGAUGCACAGCAUGUACAUUAUUUCGGGGGCAUUAGGAAAAGCUUUUGGAAAUGUUGGUGGUUAA
Messenger RNA from Clunio marinus, 201 nucleotides. The record is from the annotation of a GenBank genome assembly. NCBI's taxonomy places the organism in Eukaryota, Metazoa, Arthropoda, Insecta, Diptera, Chironomidae.